Messenger RNA from Bacillus rossius redtenbacheri, 588 nucleotides. Its product is annotated as S-antigen protein-like. The coding region runs from base 1 to 588 and encodes 195 amino acids. The record is from RefSeq and is a predicted model, not a curated record. Lineage: Eukaryota; Metazoa; Arthropoda; Insecta; Phasmatodea; Bacillidae. The transcript has a single exon.
AUGGCAAACAGACAAGCGGACAAGACGGCAAAAGGACAAGCGGUCAAGUCUUCAAACGGACAAGAGAACAAGACGGAAAACGGACACGCGGUCAAGACCACAAAGAUACAAGCGGACAAGACAGCAAACGGACAAGCGGACAAGACGGCAUACACACAAGCGAACAAGACGGCAAACGGACAAGCGGUCACGGCAAACGGGCAAGCGGACAAUACCACAAAGAGACAAGCGAACAAGACGGCAAACGGACAAGCGGACAAGACGGCGUACGGACAAGCGGACAAGACGGAAAAUGACAAGCCGGCAAGACGGCAAACGGACGAGCGGACAAGACCGCAAAGAGACAAGCGGACAAGACGGAAAAUGGACAAGCGCACAAGACCGCAAAGAGACAAGCGGACAAGACGGCGUACGGACAAGCGGACAAGACGGAAAACGGACAAACCGGCAAGACGGCAAACGGACGAGCGGACAAGACCGCAAAGAGACAAGCGGACAAGACGGAAAAUGGACAAGCGCACAAGACCGCAAAGAGACAAGCGGACAAGACGGCAAACGGACAAGCGGCCAAGCGGUCAAACAGAAUAG